AUGUCGGCCCUUGAACCGGCCGUGAAGCCGCUGGCCCUGCCAUGCGUUGGGUUGACGCCCAGUCCAGAUCAUCUGAAAGAAGCCGACGCGCGACGCCAAAGCCUAAAAGCCGCCACCGCCUACAGUAUCACCAGCCUGUUGGAGAGCCGGAAGGACAAGGAGGUGUCCCAAAGCCGCGCGAGCAGUUCCACCGUCUCCGAGGAGGACCACCCGGCAUCAGACACACGCUGCCAGAGCGCUGAUGAUGAGCGGGGGUCUCCUUCCGCCUCAAGCGCGGACGCGAUGGCCGCAUCCGUUUUCCCGCAUUUCCAGUUCCCGAACCCAGCCCUCCUUGCAUCGACCAUGAUGCCCGACCUCUCGAACCCCCUAGGCCUAGUGGGUGGAGGGCUAGACAUGGCACAGGCUCAGCAUUUGCAGCAAACCUACCUCUCCCUGCUACUCGGGCAGCAGCUGGGCGGCCAGGCGACGUCACCGUUAAGGAUGAUGUCGGCGCAGGAACAAGCAGCUCGGACGGCGGCCGCGUUGAAUCCGUUUGCGUUGUUGUCACAGUUGAAUGGUGGAUCGCAACAGGCAGCAGCCCUAGCCGCCCGAUUGCAACACCCCCUCCAGCUCUCCCCCAACAGCCUCAACAUCAACAAGAAGCAGAGCCGCCCCACCUUCACCGGCCACCAGAUAUUCAUGCUGGAGAAGAAGUUCGAGCAGACGAAAUAUUUGGCCGGAAAUGACCGGGCACAGCUCGCCCAGGAGCUGAACAUGAGCGAGAGCCAAGUCAAGGUCUGGUUCCAAAACCGGCGAACAAAGUGGCGCAAGAAGGAAGCGGCGGAUAAUGCCCUAUCCGGAAAGGACCGACACUCCGAAAGUCCGCAACCACCUACCCUCCAGGGCCUCCAUGUGUUCCUAAAUUCUAAU
This is a messenger RNA of Mesorhabditis spiculigera, 909 nucleotides long. The record is from the annotation of a GenBank genome assembly. Lineage: Eukaryota; Metazoa; Nematoda; Chromadorea; Rhabditida; Rhabditidae.